UCAUUGGAUGAGAGAGGGUUUCACCACUUAUGACCAAAUAUGGCCAGUGUGGGCCGUGUGCAGACUGAGGAACGAACGUGCAGCUGAGGUAUGAUAAGAGGCACAGGCACCGCCGAGUUGCAACAAGAACUUUUAAAGCCCAGGACAAAAAGAAAACCAUGAAAGUAAACACCGAGCCCAUGAAGAGAACGUGAUUUGCCGCCAAAGCAGGAUCUCCGAUUCCAAUUUUAAAGACUCAUCUAGAUCUGUGUUGGAUUCAUAGAAGGUUAUCUGACUGACCGUGAUACCGUAUAUCCCAUCAUGCCUCUGAUUACGUUUCCCACGUCCCAGCUGCUAUGGGUGCGAGUUGCUGCCGUGCUCUUCACCUGCGUGGCGUUCAGUGUCGUGGCACAAGGCGGCGCGCUGCCCCACGGAGGCAUGGCCGACUGGUGCAUCUUCUGCUGGGCGUUCAGCUUUGCGUGCACCCUGCUGGUGCUGCUGGUGGAGCAGUUUGGCCUCCAGGCACGAAUCCCAGUGUCCUGGUCCAAUUUCCCCAUCACCAUCGCCUGCUACGCUGCCCUCCUUUGCUUCUCGGCCUCUAUCAUCUUCCCAGUCUUUUUCCUCAAGGACCAGCAUUAUAACAAAGAGGUCCGCGACCACCGCAUUGCCUCCACCGUCUUCUCCUGCCUGGCGACGGUGGUCUACAUAGCCGAGGUGAGCCUCACCAAAGCGAGACCAGGAGAGGUGGCAGGCUACAUGGCUACAGCGCCGGGAUUACUGAAGGUGUGUCAGACCUUCGUGGCCUGCGUCAUCUUCAUCCUGGUCAGCGACCCUGUGUCGUACGACCAGCACGCGGCGCUCAAGUGGUGCAUGGCCGUGUACUGCAUCUGCUUCAUCCUCUCCAUGGCCGUGGUGGUGCUGUGUUUGGGAGAGUGCACCGGCUGCCUGCCCAUCCCGUUCUCCAAGUUCCUGUCGGCGUACGGCCUCCUGGCGGUCACCAUGUACCUGACCGCUACCAUCAUCUGGCCCGUGUUCCAGUUUGACAAACAGUACCAGGGCAGAAGCCGGGCGUCGUCGAACGUGAUCGCCGUAGCUGUGCUCACUGCCCUCAACUUCCUGCUUUACCUGGCCGACCUGGUCUACACCGCCAGACUAGUGUUUGUCAGUGUGUGAGAAGAUGAGGUGAAGGAGGGGAAACACACGGAAAAGACUAAAAACCUUUGCUGCUUAAUUGUGAAAUGCUCUGGUUAAAGGGACAUUUCAGGUUUUUUGUGUGCUUCUAUGAGGGAUUUCCACAUAGGCUUCUAAAAUAAGACGCAGAUUGAUUGAUGCGUCACGAUCCAAUUAAUUUGUUUGGCUAGUUCGUUAUGACCCAAAGUGUUGUCCUUUCCACAGCUGACUGACAUUUUUCCAUAAAAUCAUCUCACACCCUACCUUUAAAGCGCCUAUACAGUGAAGUAACUAGCUUCUAUGCUAACAGCUGGAAUAUUAAUGUCAUGCCUUAGCACAGCACCAGAAAUGACACCUGAAUCAGCGUCACAGCCAAAAAGUGAUGCAGGGGAAGAAGAAAUUGGCGUCUUCACCCAGGGUUUUUUAUUCCCACGAAUGCCAAUUGGAGCCGAAGCCAAAAACAAACGACUAGUUUAAACCUGGGAUUAACCAGGUUUUUGACCAGUGGGUGUGGUAUACUGGGGUGGAUUCCAAAUGUAGUCGGAAUUUCCAAGGGAACGCCCCUUGACUCAACCUCAGUCGUAUUUGUUUUGUUUUAUCCUUGGACAUGUUGCUCUGCGGUUUGUGUGCAAAAAGUCCGGUGUAGAAUUGGUAUUGCUAACAACACCUCACCUAAAAUCAUCCACAGUAUCUUAAGUUUUGAAGUUUUUAAACUGCUCAUUCAGGCACAAAUGUCCAGAGAGAAAAGUAAACAUAAAGGACAUAUUCUGAAGACAUCCAAGCAUUAAGCAGGUGUAGAACUUCAUAAAAACACACUGCAAAAAAACCCUGAACUAUCCCUUUUUCAAUGCUUGUUUACUCACUUGCCAUAUACGUGUGUUUUAUCAUGUGCACAGUGCAUGUUUCUUUUUUUUCUUUUUUUUUCAUUUAUCCAUAAUGACAGUAUUUAACCUCAGAUGUGACUUUUGUUAAGUGUGCAACACGAGUAUGAGGCGGAAGGUCCAAACGAUGGUUAUUUGUGAAAAAUAGAGGACGUGUGUUUACAUUUAAAUUAAGUCAAACACACUGGAAAACACAAGGAAUAAGAAAAAAAACAAAACUUUUUUUAUCAUAGACUGGCAUUUUUUUUUGUUUGGUUUGUGAUGGUGAAAGCCCCUUGUGCAAACACCCAUCACUCACAUUUGUUUAGUUUCUGUCUUGUCUUUCUUGCGUCAGAGUUUGGGAGAAAUAUGUGGAAAAACAACAGUAUUGACACUUUUGAAUGCUUUUGUUUAUUGGCAAACCAAUAAAUAUUGUGUGAAAUUA
Solea senegalensis (Senegalese sole) is the source of this 2454-nucleotide messenger RNA. RefSeq names its product myeloid-associated differentiation marker homolog. Lineage: Eukaryota; Metazoa; Chordata; Actinopteri; Pleuronectiformes; Soleidae. The transcript is spliced from 2 exons. Bases 301 to 1152 code for a protein of 283 amino acids. The record is from RefSeq and is a predicted model, not a curated record. Gene Ontology annotation, cellular component: membrane.